This is a messenger RNA of Drosophila hydei, 3618 nucleotides long. RefSeq names its product WD repeat-containing protein 26 homolog. Lineage: Eukaryota; Metazoa; Arthropoda; Insecta; Diptera; Drosophilidae. Gene Ontology annotation, biological process: proteasome-mediated ubiquitin-dependent protein catabolic process. The record is from RefSeq and is a predicted model, not a curated record. Gene Ontology annotation, cellular component: GID complex. The coding region runs from base 687 to 2618 and encodes 643 amino acids. Gene Ontology annotation, molecular function: protein binding. The transcript is spliced from 4 exons.
GUGUGACCAUUUGUCGUUGUUUUUAGUUGAAAGUGCAUAAAAGAAGUUCAUCGUAAACUCAUAAGGCAAUACAUACGUUGUAAAAUAACUAAUUACUAAACGAAAUAUAUACUAAUGUCUGCAUACAGAACGUUAAAAAAGAAAUGCAGAUAUGAAAUAAAAUAAGCUGUAUAUGUAUGCAGUUUGCUGUAUUUAUGUUGGAUCGGAGCUCAUUGUUAUCAACGAUCCCAAGAUCCAGAGUCAGCGUGGCGGGUGAUUAACAGAUAAAAAGUAGGCCGAUACGGAUUGGACAGACGUGAAGAGUGGAGUGGAGUGGUGGCUACUUGUUGCCGUGCGGAUCCUAAAAAGUACUCAAAAUUGAUAGAAAGAACAGAAAGGCUGCUGCAACUGGUGCCUCAGCCGGGGACCAGCCGCCGCGCAAAAAGGGACGUCGCUCAGGUGGAUCAAAUUCAGUUUCUGCUGUAGACUCAAACGCAGCGUCUACGUCUAGAGCAGCGCAACAGCAACAGCAACAGCUACAGAGCAACAGAAGUGAAUCACGACAAAGCAAAAGCAAUACGGACGCAAGUAGACUGCAAUCAAAUUCCACAACGUCCCCAACGGACACCUCCAAUACACACAACUGCAACAGCAAUAGCAAUACUAACAGCAACAACAACAUAAACGACAACAACAACGAUUCUGGCAUGAAUAUGCAGAAUACGACAGCGUUGUCGCCCUCCACAACACAAGGAGUUGCCGGCGGCACCUCAGAAGGUUCUAGCACCGCUGUGGAGCUGCCCGUAGGCAGCGACAAUGUCACCAACGACACUGGUGCCGGGGGCGAUGGGGCAGCCGAUGAAAUUGCCCAACCCUCGAGCGGCCAUAGCAAUAAUACGACAAACGGCCAUGAUGUAAAGCACAAUGGUUUCGCAGCAAAUAACAAUGGCAGCAAUAAUGUUUGUGCAGUGGACGGUGAAAACAAUCGAGAGAAUAAUAGCGGAUACAGUGGCAUUCAUUUGGACAAGUCAAAUCAAGAGAUUAUACGCCUCAUUGGCCAAUAUCUGCACGACGUUGGUCUCGAGAAGUCGGUAAAGACUUUAAUGGUGGAAUCCAACUGUUACUUGGAGCAUCCGUCGGCCACAAAGUUCAGGGAACAUGUUCUUGUGGGUGACUGGAAUAAAGCAGACGCUGAUCUAAAGGACUUGGAGCCAUUGAUUGAUAAUGGCAAAUCAUCAACAAUAAUAACGGAAAUGAAAUUCAUUUUGCUAGAGCAGAAAUACUUGGAGCAUUUGGAUGAUGGCAAUCCGUUGGAUGCAUUGCACGUGCUGCGCAGCGAACUGACGCCACUGCAGCACAACAUUUCGCGUGUGCAUCAAUUAUCCUCUUAUAUGAUGUGUUCGACCAAUCAUGACCUCUACCAGCGCGCCAAAUGGGAGGGCAAGGGCAUAACAUCGCGUGCACUUGUGAUGGAACGUUUGCAGACAUUUAUGCCGCCAUCGGUGAUGAUGUCGCCGCGUCGCCUGCGCACGUUGCUUCAGCAGGCGGUAGAGCUGCAGAGCCAAGACUGCCCUUUUCACGAUAUGGCUUGGGAGACAAACCUGCAGACGGUGUCGCUGCUAACAGAUCAUUGUUGCACCACAGAUGGCUUUCCCAUGCAGACAAUACAAGUACUGACCGAUCAUUGUGACGAGGUCUGGUUCUGUAAGUUCUCGCCUGAUGGCCUUAAGUUGGCAACGGGCAGCAAAGACUCCACUGUGAUCAUCUGGGAUGUAGAUCCAUACAAACUGACGCUCAAAAAUCGUCGUGUGCUCGACGGUCAGGCGCAGUUGAACGUUAGCUUCGUCAGCUGGAGUCCGGACUCAAAGCUUAUUCUAGUGGGCGGUACCGAGGACUCGCACGAGCUUUUUAUCUGGAAUGUAGACGAUGGCAAGUUGGUUGUGAAGUUCUCGCAAUCCCUCGACGAUAGCCUGGCCUGUGGCACAUUCAGCCGUGAUGGCAAUCAUUUUGUCUGCGGUGGCCAAAAAGGCCAACUAUAUCUGUGCGAUCUGAACGGCACAUUAAUCGACUCAUGGGAGGGAGUACGUGUAAAUAGCGUCGCCUUUCGUGCAGAUAACAAAACUAUAUUGGCAGCCGAUAAUCAUUAUCGCAUAAGAGGCUAUAAUUUCGAUAACCCACGCUCGGACUUUGAUAUACUGCGAGAGCCGCAUCCAAUUAUGACAUUUAGCAUCAAUUCGGCCGAUCGCUUGGCUUUGUUGAAUGUGUCCAAUCAGGGCUUGCAUCUAUGGGAUAUCGAGGAUAAGUGUCUGGUGCGUCGUUUUCAGGGCAUACGACAAAGCAACUUUGCUAUUCACUCCUGCUUUGGCGGGGUAAACGAGAGCUUUGUAGCGAGCGGUAGCGAGGAUAAGGUUGUGUAUAUUUGGCAUCUCAAGCGUGAGGAGCCAUUGGCCAAGCUGAUCGGUCACACCAAGACGGUUAACUGCGUGUCCUGGAAUCCAGUCUAUCCGUCCUUACUGGCCAGCGCUAGCGACGAUGCCACCGUUCGUAUUUGGGGCCCUAAACCGACGGGCAGCAAUGCAACGACAGAGAGUGACGAUUGCUCAUCCAGUUCAUCGUCGUCCUCGUGGAACAUGACCUAAACCCGCAAUUUGCUUAACGAGUUAUUUAUGUGGUGUCUGCGCAGUAGAGGUUUGCAAUAUGAAAAUGGGGUUUAUUAGUCAAAAGAAAAAAGUCAGAAUCUAUAGCUAUAAACGAAUACUUGUUAAUUCUAAACUAUAUGCAAUCGAUUUUUUACCACAAUCAACUUUCAAUCAUAAUAUCCAGCUUAAGUUUCGUCCGUUUCGAUUAGUCUUUAGAUAUUUUCCUAUGUUUGUGUGUGUUCAAAUCCUCUAAUGCGUAAGUCUACAUAAAUAGGUACGUGAUUACUCUGAAUUAGUCGUAAGUAAACUCCCAAUGUCGAUCUAAAUGUGGUGCGCAUAUCCCAGCAAUCAGCAACCAGCAGCAAGUUGCAAUUUGUUUGCCGGGACGGCGACAAACACAAGACUGCCAUUACAAAAAACAAUGUGGAUGAGCAGCAUGACUUACAAUUAGCAUUAAAGUUAUAUAAGGUACAUUGACAUUGUCUCACACAUAAUCGGACACAAACACAAACGCCUAGACGCGCGUAUGUAUGGAUACUGUUUAAAGCUUUUCGAGAAACAAUAGUAUUUUUUUUUAAAACUUAUUACUCAUAUGUAUGUAUAUUUAUUUACAUGCUUAUGUAUUGUGUAUUGGCUUUUAAUUAUUAUCAACUUUCAAAAUGUGCCGAACCAUUUUGUUUAACAUUUGCCAUUUUAACUACUUUGUCAACUUCGAUUCGCAUUGCGUUCGGUUAAAAUAUAUCAAUCAGACUGAAUACGUUCAGUAAUAUUUCAUAUUUUAACUGAAUAUGGAGGCAAGCGGGCUUUUAAUACACUUUUAAUUGUUAAUUACUUAUUGAUUUAGGGCUGUAGUCGCAUCUCACGUUAAACAGACUUUAGUUUCGACAUUAACUGAUGUUUGUUGUUAACAAAGUUUAACCAAAUUACUGAUAUAACGAAAACCCCAAUUUUAUUUUAUAAUCAAUACAUGCAAUAAUGAUAGCGCUAUUUACAUACAUAU